GCUAACGUUACAUAUUUUAAGUAUUUCAGCUCAGAACCUCCAGUUGGCUCUAGUGGGGUUCUUAUGACUUAUAAGUUGCCUCAUUCAGUUGUGUAAUAUUUUGUAUUCUGGCAUUAUUUAUUAUAUUAUAAGCCUGGAGUCCAGCCUUCAACAGUUCACUUCAGUCUACUCCCAAAGUUUUCCCAAGAUGGCAUCCGCAUCGCUGCCGCGAAUGGUGUCAGCCGACGAUGUUUCCCAGGUGCUGAUGUACGCAGAUCUCAUCCCGCUGAUGGAGAAGACUCUUGCGGAUUUCUCGCGUGGAGACGGUACUGUGGUACAGCCCGUCAGGACUACCAUCCCCGUGGAACAGCAUCAGGGGUUUUUCCUGGUGAAACCUGGGUACCAUGUAUCCGGUGAGACCAUGGCGUGUAAACUGCUGACCCUGUACCCAAACAACACAGACCGCCCCUCCCACCAGGCCUGCAUCGUGCUGUUUGAUCCUACUAAUGGAUCUCCACUAGCAGUAAUGGACGGGGGGCAUAUCACUGACAUGAGGACAGCAGCAGCCUCUGCAGCAGCCACAAAGCAUCUUGCCAAAGAUUCCCCUCGCGUCCAUGCUAUACUGGGGACAGGUCACCAGGCGUACAGUCAUUUCCAUGCCCUGAACCAUCUCUACAAGUUUGACCAGGUGCGUGUAUGGGGACGAACUCCAGCAAAUGUACAGAAGUUUGCGGCAGAGACCGGAGCUACUCCAUGUUCCACUGUGGAGGAGGCUGUAAAGGAUGCUGAUAUCAUCACAACGGUCACCAUGUCAAGAACACCAGUCUUGAAGAAAGAAUGGAUCAAACCUGGUAUCCACAUUAAUGCUGUGGGCGCCUGUGUUCCUGACUGGCAGGAGUUGGACCCAGAGCUGGUCCUCAGCUCGGUGGUGUAUGUAGACACUAAGGAGGCUGCACCAAAGGAGUCAGGAGACAUCAUUUUGUCUAAGGCUGAAGUGUAUGGUGAGGUGGGAGAGGUCAUCCUAGGAAAGAAGGAGGCCUUUAAAGACAAGACAACCAUCUUCAAGUCACUGGGUCAGUCUUGAUAUAAUGAUUGA
This is a messenger RNA of Branchiostoma floridae (Florida lancelet), 1075 nucleotides long. Its product is annotated as ketimine reductase mu-crystallin-like. The coding region runs from base 188 to 1063 and encodes 291 amino acids. The transcript is spliced from 8 exons. NCBI's taxonomy places the organism in Eukaryota, Metazoa, Chordata, Leptocardii, Amphioxiformes, Branchiostomatidae. Gene Ontology annotation, cellular component: cytoplasm. The record is from RefSeq and is a predicted model, not a curated record. Gene Ontology annotation, molecular function: hormone binding.